This is a messenger RNA of Ceratosolen solmsi marchali, 1309 nucleotides long. It is a transcript of the gene Ube2g1, whose product is annotated as ubiquitin-conjugating enzyme E2G 1. The transcript is spliced from 6 exons. The coding region runs from base 156 to 662 and encodes 168 amino acids. Lineage: Eukaryota; Metazoa; Arthropoda; Insecta; Hymenoptera; Agaonidae. The record is from RefSeq and is a predicted model, not a curated record.
AGUCCCCGUGGUGCUGCUGACGGAAGAACAUAUGUUUUAAAGCAGGUGGCGCAAGCGCAGUGUACGCUUCCGCGCGACGUUACCUAGCCAUCUUUCCAGUCAAGCCAAAAGUGAUUGUUUUUCAACCUUAGUCUUAUUUAACGGAACUUUUAUUAAUGUCAGAACCACAGUCGGCGCUUCUACUAAGAAAACAAUUAGCAGAGUUAAAUAAAAACCCAGUUGAAGGGUUUUCAGCCGGUCUUAUUGACGACAAUGACAUAUAUCGAUGGGAAGUGCUUAUUAUUGGACCUCCAGACACAUUGUAUGAAGGUGGAUUCUUCAAAGCACAUUUACAAUUUCCCAAGGAGUAUCCACUUAGGCCACCAAGAAUGAAGUUUAUAACAGAAAUAUGGCAUCCAAACAUUGAAAAAAACGGGGAUGUUUGUAUAUCGAUCCUGCACGAACCAGGUGAUGAUAAAUGGGGAUACGAAAAAGCAUCAGAACGAUGGCUACCAGUUCACACUGUUGAAACAAUUCUAAUUAGCGUAAUCAGUAUGCUUGCUGAUCCAAAUGAUGAAAGUCCAGCAAAUGUUGAUGCGGCCAAAGAAUGGAGAGAAAGUUACACAGAAUUCAAAAGAAAGGUAGCUAGGUGUGUUAGAAAAAGCCAAGAAGAAUGUAUGUAGGGUAUGAAAUAAUAUUUACAUGGAAAGACUUAUUUAAUUCUGGGGAGCCAUACGCGCUGUAAAGAUCAACUGAAGUUGAGCAUAAAGCUAACAAGCAGCAGUGCCACUAAAAACAUGGACAAAGCCUGACACUCAUCCUUAUGCUAAGAGAAACCGAGAGCUCAUACGCAAUUCCGUUCAGUCUUUUGGACUGCGACUAUCCAAUACAUUGAUUUCCCUAUGACUAGAAAUGAAAAGAUGGAAAAUCAUAUGCAACUCAUUUUUUAGAAAUUGCUAAAACAGCUACGAAAAGUUAUUUACGACUACUCAUAAUAUAAACAAAAAAUCAUCUGUAAGAAUGCUACCUUAAUAUUAAUAGUUAUUGUAAACUUAACGUCCCUCCAUUUACCCGUUCCCUAUUUUACACCAUACUCAUCCAGAGAUCUCCCUUGUUCUCUACCAUCUUCAAAACCUUUAAUCGUGUAAUUUAAAGAAUAAUUCGUUUAUGUUAAUUACUCGAUAAUGAUUCCUCAGCGUCGUUUCGUAUUUUCUUACUUUCGUAUAAUAUAAAUAAAUUUUUGUAAAGUCGAAAGAAGUGAAAAUAACAAUCGUUGAAUGUAAUGCCAGUGAUGAAAAAAAAAAAAAAAAAAAAUACAUACGAAUUACUA